AUGCCAUCACCACCAGUUGAUGUGAAACCACCUUCCCAUAAAUCUCCUAAGACACCACAUCCAUCGCCUCCACCGCCACCCACAGAUAAGACUAUGCCAUCACCACCAGUGGAUGAGAAACCACCUUCCCAUAAAUCUCCUAAGACACCACAUUCAUCGCCUCCACCGCCACCCACAGAUAAGCCUAUUCCAUCACCACCAGUUGAUGUGAAACCACCUUCCCAUAAAUCUCCUAAGACGCCACAUUCACCGCCAUCCACAUCGUCGUCAAAUCAUUUGGUGAAACCGUCGCCCGUACAGAAGCCUGCACAAGCUCCGCACCAUCCAUCGACGCCCAUACAUAAGCCUAGUCCAGCUCCGCACCAUCCAUCACCGCUAGAUGAGGGGAAAUCGUGGGUUAAUGUUAGAGACCCUCCUAUAAGUAAUCCAAAGCAUCACCACGUGAUGCCGCCAUCACCAUCCGUUUACUAA
This is a messenger RNA of Impatiens glandulifera, 471 nucleotides long. RefSeq names its product proline-rich extensin-like protein EPR1. The transcript has a single exon. Bases 1 to 471 code for a protein of 156 amino acids. NCBI's taxonomy places the organism in Eukaryota, Viridiplantae, Streptophyta, Magnoliopsida, Ericales, Balsaminaceae. The record is from RefSeq and is a predicted model, not a curated record.